Molecule: messenger RNA, 4232 nt
Organism: Scatophagus argus
Lineage: Eukaryota; Metazoa; Chordata; Actinopteri; Scatophagidae
Gene: klhl11
Product: kelch-like family member 11
Exons: 2
Coding region: 456-2591 (711 amino acids)
Molecular function (GO): protein binding
Source: RefSeq, a predicted model, not a curated record
AGCUGCGAAUCACUAACGUCUAAACAAGAGACGGCAGCCCGAAAUUUGUAUUAUCGUGUAUUAUUGAUAGCAUCCCGAGUGUAUGAUUUAUGCUUAAAAUAUCAGUUAUUAAUCAGAUAUUAGCCUAAUCACAGGAUACAUCAGCCCCAGUGCACAUCGCCAAGACGCAUGCGCAUUAACGGUCAAUCCCUUAAACAAAGUUGAAUUUCGCUAAAAUAAAGACCCAUUAAUGUACCAUACAGAGAUAUAUAUAUAAUUUUUUUCCCCCCAUAACAAUUCUGACUUUUCUGUUUUUACGUCAGGGAUAUGCGUUCCUUGCGUGAACAUCGAUACCAGCUUGAAUCUGAAAACCUCCCAUCGACAGUCCAGCAAAAAAUUUUGAACAUUUGGAAUGUUCUUAAAGACGGAAGUGCGCACUCCUGUUUUCUGAUCAGGGCUGUGAACGCUGCGCAUGCAUGUCAGUUUUUGACUGUUUAUUUGCGUGCGUUAUAUAUGCCUAUGAGUUCUUCCCAAAGGUAGUUAAGCGCUUUCCAUUGCCUCCGACUCUAUCUCGCUGCGGUAUGGCAGCGGCAGCAGAAGGGCCGGAGGACUGCAGCCGGAGCAGCAGCUCACCAGGAGCGCUAACAGGUGACGGCGAACCUGAGGAGGCCGAGGAGUUCACCUGCUGGGCCUACUGCACGGAGCUCUCCCGGCGGCAGAACGAGCAGAGGAGGGCAGGGUUGUUCUGCGACGUGACUCUCGUCUUCAGCUCCGGCGGGGCGUCUGGGGAGAGGGUCCAGACCUUUUCCGCCCACCGCACCGUGUUGUCUGCGGCGUCGCAGUAUUUCACGCUGCUGCUCGGCGGACACUUUACAGAGUCUGUGUCCGGCCGGGUGGAGCUGAAAGAAUGGAGCUCCACAGCGGGACCGGACCCAGAAACGGUGGAGACUGUCAUACAGUUCAUGUACACCGGAGAGAUCAGGGUAACCACUGCCAAUGUGCACGAAGUGUUGGAACUUGCCGACAGGUUCCUGUUGACACAGCUGAAGAACUUCUGUGGAGAGUUUCUAAUGAAGAAGUUGAACUUGUCCAACUGUGUAGCUGUGCACAGCCUCGCCCACAUGUACACCCUGGACCAGCUGGCCAAGGGUGCUGCCAAGACGAUUAGGAGAAACUUCCACAAAGUUAUCCACAACGAGGAAUUCCACACACUGCCAUUUCACCUGGUGCGGGACUGGCUGUCGGACUCGGAUAUCAUUGUGGAUUCUGAACAUGAGUUGUUUGAGGCUAUCGUAAAAUGGGUGCAACAAAACUCAAAGGAGAGAGAGAUGCAUUUUGAGGAGCUGUUCGGGCUUUUAAGGCUUCCUCAGAUUGCUCCUACAUACUUGACACGGGUGGUAAGGAAGGAACCCUUAGUGGCAAACAGCUCAGCUUGUCAGCAGAUGGUGUCUGACGCCCUAGAGGUCCAUGCUGUUCGGCUUGAGAGCCUCAGGUCAGCUGAUUUAGAGCUCCGUGCCUCAUGCACAGCUGCAAUCCAGCCACGUUUUGGCCAGAACAUGGAUGUAAUCAUGGUAGCGGGUGGUGUUUCAGAAGGUGGAGACUAUUUGAGUGAGUGUGUGGGCUACUUUGUUGCCGAGGAUCGUUGGGUCAACCUGCCACAUAUUCACAACCACCUAGACGGACAUGCCAUCGCAGUCACUGACAGCCAUGUUUAUGUGGCAGGCUCCAUGGAGCCAAGCUUUGCCAAGACGGUGGAGCGGUACAACCCCAGCCUCAACACCUGGGAGCAGGUCAGCAGCCUGACCACCCGCAAGCACUCCUUUGGCCUCACGUGUGUCAAAGACAUCCUCUACAGCUUCGGUGGUCAUGGCAACUUCAGUCCAGGUUUCAAAGAUGUCACUAUAUAUGAUCCAAAGCAGGAUGAGUGGCAAAAUCUCGAUCCAGCACCAAAGAUACUACGAGAUGUAAAAAUAGUGACUGUGGAGGACCGCUACAUGUAUGUGAUGGCCCAGACCCCUGUCGACUUGGACAAUGAGGAAGGACUGAGCAGCUUGACCACUUGCUAUGAUACAGAGAGUCACAAGUGGCAGGAAGUGGACUCUUUACCACUCAUUGACAAUUACUGUAGUUUUCAAAUGGCUGUUGCAUCCACCAACUUCUACCACACAGCUUCCUGUUGCUCCAAGAGCUACAAAGUAACGGUCGAGGCUGCCCAGAAGAAAAUAAGCAGAAACAUCUCUGAUGACAUCCUUGACAGCCUCCCCCCAGAGGUCCUCAGCAUGGAAGGUGCUGCUAUAUGCUACCUAGAUGAUGACAUAUUUAUUAUUGGUGGGUGGAGGAACAGCAACAACAUGGACAAGCAGUACUGCAAGGAGGCCUACCGUUACUGUGCUGAGAGGAAGCGCUGGAUGUUGCUGCCGCCCUUACCCCAGCCUCGCUGCCGGGCUGCAGCCUGUCAUGUUCGCAUCCCAUACCAGUAUCUUUUUGGCUGCCAGCAAUACCCUAUGCCCCAGAACCUGGCCCACCGGAGAGACCGCAUGCAACAGAUGCAGCAGCUUCAUCGCCGAACCCUCACUCUGCGCAGACAGCUGCAGUCUCAGAUUGAAUGUUGAGAUCAAAAACUCCACCAGCGUGACAUUCUGGCCUUAAUGUGCUGGUAAAUGCCUUGUUGUUAUCACAGUUUUAUCUUAUUUCUUUGCCUUUGUUGAGAUGCAUUGGUUUACCUGCAGCUGCUUUACAAGAAAGAAAGAUUGAAAAUUACAAGAUUUGUACAACUGAUGUUGAAAAACAAAAUAGGCUACUAAAUGAUCUCAUUUUCAUCAAUAAUCGUUUUGGCCUUAAACUAUUAGCUUAUGCCUUAUCUUUAUUCUGCUAGUAAAUCAAAAGGUGAUUGCUAUGGCAUUUCUUGUAAAAAAUGUUGAUUUCGUUGCUAAACCGCUUAGCUUAGCUUUUACAUGUGAUCUGUGUCAACACAGAAAUGAUGUCAAUAUUUGUGGUGCAAGUUAGAGUAAAGCUACAGUAGUUCUCAGUAAUGCUUUUCUAUGAAAUCUGGUUCAGUGUUGUGAUGUAAACUUAGCUAAGCAAAUUAUGUCUACAUUCACUGUGGUGAAAGUUAGAAGAUGACAAACUGUCAGCGUAGGGAUAAUGAACUUACUGUAACAGCCCGCUGCCAAGUUUUAACUUUUUACUUCUCUCUCUACUUGCUUCUAAAUUCUAUUCUACCUCCAGUUACCACUAUGGUUUUGCCUUUUUGGUCUGUAGGGAUUGAAAUAUCCAAAUGUAGAAUGUUUUGUGUGCAAGUGGUGUGUGGCCCCACUUGAUAAAGACAAUCAUUUGUCAGAAUUUUUGUAGAAAGAAUUAAGUAUUGAGCAAAGCACAUUUUGGGGAAGAGGGUUUGAUUAUUUGUUUCUCCCUAAUUUCUCCCAGUGUUGCACUAAAUUCUAUAUUUUGCCAUUCCAGUGGAUGUGUUUAAAUGUGUAUGAUUUAUUUUUUUAAAAAAAAAUAUUUUAGAUUGUCAAAAAUUGUUUUGACUUCCCUGGUUGUUGCAUUGCUUAAAAGGUCACCAGCAUAAUAAUAUUGAGAAGUCAGUUGGGGCUAAAGCAGCUCUUUUUCCUGUGUGAAUUAGGGCCCUUGUUCACAUACAGGUACUGUACUGUAGAAAGACUAUGAAAUGUGUGUAACACGCUAAACCAGGAGGCUGAUAUGUUUUUAUGCAUGGUUCUCCAAAUGUUUCCAAUUGUGCCAUAAAAUCCCAAAUGCCCCUUAGUAAUACAGCUGAAUUGAUUGAAUGUAAAAGACUUUGAAUGUUAAAGUAAGGAUUGUACUGUGUUGCUUUUUUGACUACAGUCUUCUGACUCAAAACACAAGGUUGUGCGGACCAGUUACUGAGCUCGGUGUAUUUCUCCAUUACUGCUGAAAUUGCUAAUGCAUGUGGUACCAGCCAAGCCAUUAAUAAAUACUAUCUAAGUAGGCUUUGUGGACCAUACUGUACAUUAAGUGAACACACACAAGGAUUGCAGCAGAAUACAACAGAGCAGAUGUAGACAUACACAGAUUUUAUUAAUGCUUUAGUAUAUCAAUAUCAUAUUUGAGGCUGGGUUUCAAAUUUAGAUUUUUGCCCCAGUUUCGUCAUUGGACUUAUGCAGUGCCAUAUUAUGCAGAUUUCAUGCGUUACUUAUUGUGUCAUUCCAAUUGUGUGUGCAAGAGCUGCAAGUGUACAGACAUUUGCUAUAAAUAAUAAAUAAUGGAAUCAG